UCGACCCUGUCCCAUGCUGCCGUGCGCUGCCCGGCCGAGCGGCUCCGUCUCCCGGCUCCGUCCCGCCGCCGCCCCGCGUCCCCGCGUCCCCGCACCAUGAUCAAGCUCUUCUCGCUGAAGCAGCAGAAGAAGGAAGAAGACGCCGCCGGAGCCGCCAAGAGCGGCGCCAAGAAGGCGUCGGCCGCCCAGCUCCGCAUCCAGAAAGAUAUAAAUGAAUUGAAUUUACCUAAAACCUGUGAGAUAGUUUUCCCAGAUCCCGACGACCUCCUCAACUUCAAACUUAUCAUCUGUCCAGAUGAGGGUUUCUAUAAAGGAGGCAAAUUUGUAUUUAGUUUUAAGGUUGGACAAGGAUAUCCUCAUGAUCCUCCGAAGGUGAAAUGUGAAACCAUGGUAUAUCAUCCAAAUAUCGACUUAGAAGGCAACGUGUGCCUAAACAUCCUCAGAGAGGACUGGAAACCCGUACUAACGAUAAAUUCUAUAAUUUAUGGGCUGCAGUACCUGUUUUUGGAACCCAACCCCGAGGAUCCCCUGAACAAGGAGGCAGCAGAGGUCCUUCAGAACAACAGACGCCUCUUUGAACAGAACGUGCAGCGAUCCAUGCGGGGUGGCUACAUUGGUUCCACUUACUUCGAGCGAUGCCUUAAAUAGGGCCUAGAACGCACAAACUGAAGCCAGAGAGAGAGAGAAUCUGACAUACUUAAACAUAUAAAAACAUUAAAAUAAACUCGAUCGAUACCAGGAGGGUAUAGAGUGGAUGAGGAGGCAAUUCUCAGACCCCUCAGCAUAAUGUCACAGGAAGACAUGGAAUUGGAAUUUUUAUUUUAAAAAAGAGGACUGCUUGAUUGUUGUCAUAGCUCCAAAGCAUGCCAGGAAGUUUGAACUAGAUUUUGCUCCCCCCCCCCCCUUCCACACCCCCCCCCCCCCCCCCCCCCCCCUCCCCCCCCAAUUAAACUAAUUGUAAAUGUAUUUCACUGGGAGUGCUGCUGUCUUUAUCAUAAUACAUUUCCUAAAUGGCUCGAGUAUAAAUAGUCCCACUGACCCCCUUGGCCUUCUCUCCCAGCUCCCGUUCCAUCACCUCUGCUGCCGACAGGUUCCUCUGUAGGGGAGAGCAUGCAGAAUGGCACGGCUCCGACAAAGGAGGGAGGCCCGGAUGGAUCUGGAGAGAGAGAGAGAGAUGUUUACUCUGAAGCUGCGUCCAGUCUGUUUUGAAUGUUUUGCCUGUUCAUUAAGUUGUAUAGUUAUUUUUUUAACUGAAACGUUCCCUCCCCUUCUUAUUUGUGCCGUAGGUGAUUUCCCUGACUAUGUACAAUGUUGUUCAAGGUUCAGAUUCCUCUCCAUAGCUGUGUACCACAGGCUGCCAGCCAUUGCCAGAGCCCUGCAUGGCUCGGUGCAUCUGCUGCAUUGCCAGACCGGUGCAUCGUUCUGUAAAUAAUCGCAGCGCUCAGCCCCGAUCUGCAGCACCACCUUGAAGCAGGGGCUCUCAUUAAUAUCGAGUGCUGACGUAGCUGUAUACUUUAGUGAUGCUGCUCGUGAAUGCACCUGUUUUCAUAUCACCGAGUUAUUCUGAUGUUGGUGUAUGCAUCCACUGUGUUUUAAACUAGCUCAUGGUUCAGUUUUAAUUUAAAGGAUUUUGCCCAGUCUGUGAUGUUUAAUUUUUUGACCAGUCUUAUCUUGAAACUAAUUAAAAAAAUAAGAGUUACAUCUAACUAUCCCUUUAAAUGUAAUCCACUCCUGACUAUUAUUCUGCUUAGCAAUUUAACUGCGUCAGCCUAAUGACCAACCUCCCCCCAAAUCCCCUUCUGAGGUUGUCUGGCAAGGUGCAGUUACUGGACCUGGAACACCUGUUUAGCUCUGGGCCCAUGCGGUGAGUUAUUGCAGCUGGAUUGAAAGCCCUGCUUUCUGUUUUGAGGGGCUGGGGUGCAAGUGGAAGAGGCUCUUCACAGGAAGCGGGGCGCUGUGAUGUGUCCCCAGGGUGAAUAUCCAGUUGAACUGGUGCAGUUGGGAUUGCUGUAGCACCAAGUGCAAAACCUGUGGGGAGCGGCAGUGUUGCUGAUUUGUUCCAACACCAGUUUUCCCCAGGAUCUCUAUGAACAGUGUGAUGUGAGCCAGGAAGCUGAAUAAAAUCAGGCUUGAAACUUUGCACCAUGUCUCCCUUCACUCGUUAUGUUUGCAUUGCCUGGCUUUUAAUCAGAUGUCCAACUCUCAGUUACAAUUGUGUUGCUGCCUGAAUCGGUAACCCGCGUCACAUUGGGAUAGCCUUGAGUUCUUUUUGCCUUUGGUCUGAGGGCCGGUUUGAUGCCAAAUCUUCCUCAUUGGCUCUCAGUCAUUUUGUGCACUAUUUUUCCGUGCUGCUGUUGCAGAAAUGCUUCUGUUGGUUCAGCUCAGCAGAACCUCUUUCUGUCCAGAAUUUUGAGUGUUACUGACAAAUGUCAAGGAAGAUGUGAUGCAUGUUGCUGUGCACGUGACCAAUCUUGUGAUAAUGUGGUUACAAAUCCAAUUCUGUUGAGCAUAUGAUGUUUAUCAUUCAACCCGAACAGUGGAAAUCUAGAACAACGUAGAAUCCCUGUUGAUCAACACCAAAGGAAUUCACCCCACUGUUCCUCUCCUGACACAACCUUGGUUUACUCAUGAAGCUGAAACCUGUGAUCAGCUCUCCUGUCAUGUGUAAUGCAUGUGUUUAUAUGUUUAUACUGAGGGGGAGAAGAUGUUCUAUUGCAAACCUGCCCCCAGAGGGAAUCUGUGUGGUUAAUUGUCACCUGAAUGCGAGGAAAAAAAAUCACAGGUUCUCCAAAAAAAAGGUUCAGAUAUAUGUUUUUUUUGGUAAGAAUUGUACCUCUUUAGCUGGUAUGUUUGAUUCACACCACCUGCACAUUGGCACCAUAUGUUCAUGCUUGAGGAGAAUGUACUGUAUUUCAAUUAAAAAAAAUUGCAGUUGA
This is a messenger RNA of Leucoraja erinaceus (little skate), 2936 nucleotides long. It is a transcript of the gene ube2m, whose product is annotated as ubiquitin conjugating enzyme E2 M. NCBI's taxonomy places the organism in Eukaryota, Metazoa, Chordata, Chondrichthyes, Rajiformes, Rajidae. The coding region runs from base 97 to 648 and encodes 183 amino acids. The transcript is spliced from 6 exons. The record is from RefSeq and is a predicted model, not a curated record.